ACAGUAAUCUCCCUUCCAUAAUAACUGUUUACCAAGGGAAGUAACUUUUGACUGAACAUGCUUAAUGGUGUUUUUCAUAAGGCGUUUAGACUACAAACAAAAUCAAAAGUUAUAGAUUGCAGUUAUUUAGUUUCUUGUGUUUCUCAAGAAAUGUAUAGAGAUGAAAGAAGAGGACGGGGUUAUAGAGGUUGGGGUCGAGGGGGACAGAGACGGUAUUAUCAUGAUGGUAACAACGUAGAGGAGCCAGAUGAACAGAGAUAUGACAAUUUCAAUAAACCUAGAGGAGGUAAAAGAGGUAGAGGUAGACAAGAAUACAGUGAUAGAGAUGGAGGUAGAAGUGAAGGACGUGAUAGACCACCAAGAGGUGAAAGACCACCAAGAGGUGAAGGACGUGAAAGACCACCACCUGGGCUGAAAGGCAAAGAAAUCGGGAUGUGGUAUGCAAAAAAAAGCAAAGCCAAAGCGGAACAGAGAGAUAAAGAUAUGAGGCCAGAAUUGAAGAUGGUUCAACAUCAGCAGAACAAUAUCCGCCAAUUAUUACAUGAAGUAAGAUCAAGCCGAGAAUGUCCCCCUCAACCAACAAGAUCUGGUGCUGAGCUGCCCCCAGCAAGUGAGGGGGAUGAAGGAAUGGACUGGUUUGAAGACAAUGAUUCAAAGAGACAACGAUUUUCUGAUGUAUCAGAAAACCAUGAUGUAGAUGAAGGCACUGCUAGUUCUAGUUAUCAAGAAUCUACUGAUAUAGAUGAUGAUGAUGAUGAUGAUGAAUUACCAGUGAUUACAGAAAGGAUGGAGUUCCUCAACAAUGAUAAUUUUGUAACGAAAGAUGAAAAAGAUAUUUUCAUACCUGACACACCAACAAGAGUUGAUCAAGGGCUUAGUAAGAAAUUUUUAGAAAUAUUCCAGCAAAGGAAAAAAGACUCACUAUAUAAAAAUAUGAAGAAAAUUCGGGAGCAGUUACCCAUACAUAAUGAAAAACAGAGAAUUUUAGAUAUCAUACAUGAGAACCAAGUUGUUGUACUGAGUGGAGAAACUGGCUGUGGCAAAACUACACAGGUACCACAAUAUAUAUUAGAUGAUUUUCUGGAGCAAGAGAGAGGAUCUGAGUGUUCAAUUAUCUGUACUCAACCAAGGCGUAUAAGUGCAAUAACAGUUGCGGAGAGAGUGGCCGAAGAGAGGGCGGAAGAGUGUGGCAAUGAUAACUCUGUGGGCUAUAUGAUACGACUUGAACACAAGUUGCCAAGAAGAGCUGGGAGUAUCCUUUAUUGUACAACUGGUAUACUGUUGAAGAUGUUGGAAGGCGAUCCAUUAUUGGAAAGGGCGACUCAUGUGAUAUUAGAUGAGAUACACGAAAGAGAUCUUUUGUCGGACUUUAUUCUCAUCAUUAUGAAGGAUAUUUUACAGAAACGACCGGAGCUCAAAGUUGUCCUUAUGAGUGCCACUCUGAAUGCUGAGGAAUUCUCAAAAUAUUUCAAUAACUGUCCAAUGAUACAUGCCAAGGGAUUUACAUACCCAGUGAAAGAAUAUCUCCUUGAGGAUGUGAUUGAACUUCUUAGAUAUGAAGUGCCUGAAGAAAUGUUAAGGACUUCAAAAUAUGAAAAAAGGAGGAGAAAAAAGUUAGGUGGAAUUGAGAUGAUGGAGGAGGAUAUGAGGGAGGCGUGGCUUCGUAACCUUGACGACAGGUACUCUAGGAGCACACGGGAUGCAUUGUUUGAUAUGGACAUGACAAAAGUUGAUCUAAAACUGAUUAAGGAACUGAUAUGGGUUUUAAUAACCUCAAAACCAGAUGGAGCAAUUCUUGUUUUUGUACCAGGCAUGUCUCAUAUUAAAGAUCUUCAUGACUUGUUAUCAAAAGACCAGUCCUUUAGAUCUGCUGGUUGUAAUGUAAUAGGGUUACAUUCAAUGUUACCAACUAUGAGAGAAGUGUUCCAAAAAUCUCCGGAGGGCACGAGAAAAAUUGUCAUAGCAACAAAUAUUGCAGAAACAAGUAUAACAAUAGAUGAUGUAGUGUAUGUGAUAGAUUGUGGACAAACCAAAAUAACUGGAUUUACGCCAGAAAAUGAUCUCGCCACACUUCACAACGUGCUUGUCUCCCGUGCAAACUCCAAACAGAGACGUGGAAGAGCUGGAAGGGUGCAGCCAGGUGAAUGUUACCAUUUGUAUACAAGUCUACAUGAAUCAUUGAUGGUAGAUCAACAUCCACCUGAAAUAUUGAGAACUAGACUGGAAGAGUUAUGUCUACGUGUAAAAUGUUUAAAUCUUGGGAAAGUAAUGCCGUUUGUGAAGAAAGCUAUGCAACCUCCAUCUGCUGAGGCUAUAGAAUCUGCCAUUGUGAAGCUACAAGAUCUGAAUGCGUUGGACAAAGAUGAGAACCUUUUGCCACUUGGUAGACAUCUGGCACAGAUUCCAUUAGACCCUCACACAGGCAAGAUGAUCCUGUUUGGGGCGAUAUUUGGAUGCCUUGAUCCUAUACUAUCUAUUGCAGCCUGUCUUAGUUUCAAAGAUCCUUUUGUUACUCCAUUGGGCAAGGAAAAGUUAGGUGACAUGGCAAAGUUAGAAAUGUCUGCUGGAUCGUUGAGUGAUCAUAUAUUAUUGGUGAAUGCCCUCCAGACUUGGAAAAGAGCAAGAAGUCGUGGCACUGAACAUAGUCUCUGCUGGAAGAAUUUCAUGUCAAAUUCCACAUUAAUAUCACUAGACAAGAUGAGGAAUCAACUUGCUGGACUAUUGUGUGAUCUCGGAUUUAUAACGUCCAAAGAUCCAUCACAGAGUGCCGCCAAUCGGAAUUCUGGCAAUACAGCUCUUGUAAAAGCUAUAGUGAGUGCUGGACUUUAUCCUAAUGUAGCAAAAAUAAAAAGUUUACCAACUAAAUACAGACCUAUGAGGUUUUUAGUGAAGGAUAACAGCAGAUGUGAGCUACAUCCUAAAUCAGUUGUUAAGGAUGUUAAAUCUCCAGGUACCCAGUGGGUUGUCUUUCACAAGAAAAUGAAAACUACAUCUGUGUUUCUAUAUGACUGUACAUUAGUGUCCCCGUAUUCUCUGUUGUUCUUCGGUGGAGAUAUAAAACAUGUCUAUGACAACAAUGAAGGAACAGUGUGUGUAGAUGACUGGAUCAGAUUCAAAGCUUCAUCUGAUAUUGUCAAACUUGUUAUGGAAUUAAGACAUGAGCUGGACUGUGUACUAGACACAUUGAUAAGAGAAAGUGAUGGCACUAAUUUGGACCCGAGAACUAAACAAGGUGCCAUUAUCAAGGCAAUUAUAGACUUAGUGACCACGGAAGCUGCUGAAAAUAAUUUUGAAGAAGACCAGAGAUGAUAAUUGGACUAUAAUAAGUUUGAUAUCAGAUAUCAGGUUUACUUUUCCAUCUGACAAGUAACCAGUAUGUCAGAAAGGACAGUAAUAGGUCUAUGGACUAAGGAUUCAGGAGUUUGUUCAGUGUUUUUUCUCAAGCAGAUUUGGUGUAGAACAGUAUGUUAAAUCGUUUUCUAACAUGACCUGCAUUUACAGCAGUAUUCCUUUAUUGAUAUCAUGUUAGAAUGGAAAUAAUACAUUUGUGUAUCCCAAUUGGUGAUUUUAUCACUUGAUUAAUUCACUGUUUGUCGAUCGGAUGCGCAUUAUUAUAUCACUCUGGCUAUGCCUUUGUGAUAUAAUUCCUCCCAUCCAAACUGUUUUGGAUAUAGUAUUUCUUUAUUAUUUCUCCACCACUGCAUCAAAUAUGUGGAAAUGUCAGCUACUAGUGAAUGCACUGGUUAGUUAUGAUAAAGAUUAUAGGAACUCUUUAAAUGGUAACUGCCUGCUUGUAAAAUGAUUGGUAAUAAAAAAACAUUAGUCAUGAAAAUAGGUUAUAAUAUUGAUCAAAUGUAUAUAAAUGUUUGAGGGGGGGGGAUUAGAACAGUUAAUAAUAGUGAUUGUUUUUGUUAAUGAUUUGUUUUGAAUAAAAAAAU
This is a messenger RNA of Ruditapes philippinarum (Manila clam), 3938 nucleotides long. Its product is annotated as ATP-dependent DNA/RNA helicase DHX36-like. The record is from RefSeq and is a predicted model, not a curated record. Gene Ontology annotation, molecular function: DNA helicase activity; G-quadruplex RNA binding; ATP binding. The coding region runs from base 58 to 3309 and encodes 1083 amino acids. NCBI's taxonomy places the organism in Eukaryota, Metazoa, Mollusca, Bivalvia, Venerida, Veneridae. The transcript is spliced from 27 exons. Gene Ontology annotation, cellular component: cytoplasm; nucleus; intracellular anatomical structure.